GCCAGCGGGGCAGUCCGCCCGUCGAGACGCGCGAGUGCACAUGGGCCAGGCGAUCGAGAAGCGCGAGCGCGAGGCGGCGAAGUUGGCGGGAGAGGCGCUGCCGCAGCCGGCGUGGACGCCGCCGCCCGAGCAGGCCCGAGCGCCGCCGAAGAUGGUGGUGGAGACGACGGGGCCCGAGGACGAGCCGGCGCCGCACUACAGCCCCUCGGUGCGCGGCUGCGACGUGGAGCGGUCCGCCUCGGCGUCGUGCGGCUUCCACCUGUCGCGCACGCAGUGGGACCCGUACCCGUGGGUGAGCGGCGUGGAGGCGGGCUCGGCGGCCGAGGCGGCGGGGCUGCUGUCGGGCGACUGCGUGCUCGAGGUCAACGGCGAGGACGUGCUGGGCCUCAAGAUCUGCGACGUGGCGGAGAAGGUCAAGGCGCGCGCCGACCGCGUCUCGCUGCUGCUCUGGAACUCGGGCUCCGACCCCAACUGCGACCCGGAGUCGCUGUGCUGCGGGCCCAUGACGACCAGCCUGCAGCGGCUGACGACGAGCGUGUCGGCCAUCCUGGCGGCGCUCGAGUGCCCCGUGUGCCUGGACACCAUCCCGCCGCCCGCGCACCAGUGCUGCAACGGCCACCUGAUCUGCGUGCGGUGCCGCGCGCGCGCCGAGCGCUGCCCCGUGUGUCGCGUGCGCUUCAGCCGCGGCCGCAGCCUGCUCGCCGACCGCGUCUUCAGCUCGCUCACCGACGCGUUCGGCGUGGCCGCCGCCCCCGAGCUGCGCCGCAAGCUGUGCCUCAGGCCCCAGGAGCCGCGCGAGGCCAAGGCCGCCGCCCCCAGGAACAAGUUCCUGGCGCGAGUCCUCGGCAAGUCCUGCUCCGUGGAGAACCUGUCGCCGCGGCGGCAGGGCCUGCUCGCGCCGCACCGCGACGACGAGGACUUCGCCGGCCUCAAGGCCAAGUCGCUGUCGACGGGCGAGAUCUUCCGGCCGCACAGCCCGGCGCCCGUGUCGCGCUGGACGUCGGCGAGCUCGACGCAGCUGAGCGCCUCGGGCGCGGCCUCGUGCGAGUCCCUGGAGGACUGCGGCGACGACCCGCCGUGCUUCUGCCCCAGCGACGCGGCCUGCCGGGUGGCGGUGCGCGCCUCGCGCGUGCUGCAGCACGUGCGCGAGUGCCACGACGGGCCCCUGGUGCAGUACUUCAGGCCGCGCGCGUGCCUGGCGCUGCCGUCGCCCCUGGAGGACACGGCGCUCGUCAGCCUCGCCGACGGCAGCCGCGCCUUCUUCCUGAAGGUGGCGCAGCCGGCGGCGGCGCACGGCGACACGCUGGUCUGGCUGUGGUUCGUGGGGUCGGCGCGCGGGGCCGCGGCGCACAGUCUGCACGUGACCUUGCGCGGGCACGGCGCGCGCGGCAAGCUGCUGCACUUCCGCGCCGACGCGCUGUCGCUCGCCGCCGACUCGUGGGCCGACGUGGCGGCGUCGCAGCGCGGCGUCGUGCGGCUGCCGGCGCGCGCGCUCAUCGACAGCUUCGCCACGGAGCUGGAGACCGGCAUCGCCAUCGCCAUGGACGUGGAGGUGAAGGUGGCCGGCGACCCGUGAGCGGCUGCCGACUGGACCGUCAUCUUCGGCUUCUGGACAUGUUUGGACAUGCCUGACGUGUGAAUACUACUUGCAGAUAUUUCCUACGCCGUUUAACCACUUUCAAAUCAGAUUUAUACGUCAUUAAAAUUUACAUAUAAAAAAAUAAUAUUGUAAUCUGCCCAACAAUAAACUAACGUAUCUUUAACUAAAUACUUUAUCAAAUUUUCUACUUUUCACAUCUCUAUCGUUUUCAUAACUUUAUACAUUUAAUUUAUGGCUGACCUGUAAUAAUGUUUUAUGACUUUGUAGAAAGAACGUUAGUUGUCACCUGGGUGGUGUCUCAACCAGUGGCGUAGCCAGGAUUUGCAUAUGGGGGGUGUUAAGAAGCAUGGCCCCCCACCCCCGUAUUAAAGCGGGGGGUCCGGGGGUCCUCCCCCGGGAAAAUUUGGAUUUUAAGGUGUAAAAUAGUGCUAUUUUAGCAGUUUUCGGUACUUAAAUUUAAAUAUUGUAAUGGUAAAAAUUUUAUUAAUUUUAAUAUGAAAUUUGUUUGAGUGAUGAAUAAGAAAUUAAUUAAAGAUUUGGUGCUAAGGGGGGGGGGGGUUCGAACCCCUAAAACCCCCCCCUGGCUACGCCCCUGGUCUCAACUAUUUUCUCAGCUACUAUGCAUGAGCUCUAUGCCUUUAGUUUUUAUCAUAAUGGCGUUUAACUCGCAUGAUGGACGGUGAAGAAAGUGGCAAUGAUCCAGUACAAAAACACUGUUUUCAUUAUUUUUUAUAAUAUUAUUUUUUGUUGUACUAGUAUUUGUAAAGAAAGUCGUAAAAUUAAACAAAGAUGUAUACGUAGGUCUGUGAUACCAUGUUAAGUAAAACAUGAAUAUAUAAUGUAUGUAUACGAUUUAUAUCAAUUUAACAGAUAGUCCAAUUUUUUUAUAAGCUGUAAUUUAAUUAUAUAAUUAAUAUUUUACCAGAUAUAAAACAAUUCAAUUUUUUUUGCCAACAAUUUUUUUGAUGUUGUUUCAUAAUUAAUAACACUAUGAAAUUUUGCUCAUGUUUUUGUUAUUCAUUAUAUGUA
Bacillus rossius redtenbacheri is the source of this 2629-nucleotide messenger RNA. RefSeq lists its product as uncharacterized. The record is from RefSeq and is a predicted model, not a curated record. The transcript is spliced from 3 exons. NCBI's taxonomy places the organism in Eukaryota, Metazoa, Arthropoda, Insecta, Phasmatodea, Bacillidae. Gene Ontology annotation, cellular component: cytoplasm. Gene Ontology annotation, molecular function: protein binding; ubiquitin protein ligase activity. Bases 41 to 1576 code for a protein of 511 amino acids.